Anguilla rostrata (American eel) is the source of this 4635-nucleotide messenger RNA. Its product is annotated as nascent polypeptide-associated complex subunit alpha, muscle-specific form-like. The transcript has 5 exons. NCBI's taxonomy places the organism in Eukaryota, Metazoa, Chordata, Actinopteri, Anguilliformes, Anguillidae. The coding region runs from base 478 to 3972 and encodes 1164 amino acids. The record is from RefSeq and is a predicted model, not a curated record.
GUUGAUGGCGGAAGACAUAAAAGUUUCUUUAUUCAGUCCCAUUUCAACUUCACCCCCGCGUUUCCUUAUGGUAACUCCCUCCAUAGCUAUCGCUCCAUCCCGGGAGUAGCAUAUGUCUUGACUGGCGCGCAGGAAAAGAGAGCGCACAGAACGCCCGCAGCACAAGAGAAACACAACCGCGGUCGCUUUUAUGCGAACAAACGUGCCAGAGACGAGUGGACGCGGUUCGGCAUUACAAUCCAGCUCGUCUAAUCGGCUAUUUCUGUCCGCUUUCUCGGUUUAUGCACGGAUACCGCCUGGAAAAAGGGAACAAGGUGGCCAGCCUGUUGGGCGUAGCUAGCAAGCUAACUUAAGCGUGCAUCAGUAUCCUGACGAUCAGGCAGGAGGGCCGCACAGCACUGGGGGGUCCCGUCUGACUGAGGGCGUGAAUCCCGCGAAACUGCGCCAGUGAGGGGCAGCGCCAGGCCUGGGGGGGAGAUGAAACCGGAUGGGGUCGACACUGCAGCGCCCAUGGAAGUCCUGGGGGCGGAGCCUGUAGGCGAAGGACCGCCCAUGGAGGAGGAGCCGCAGCCGCCUGCCCCGCCCUCGCAGCUUGAGGAGGCGGCCGAGCAGCAGCAGCAGCAGCCGGAAGUGCAGACGGCGCCACCUGCCCCCAAGGAGGGGAACGGCAAGCCCGCCGACCCCAAAGCCAAGACGAGAGGACCCGCUAAAACCAGGCCCGCAACUGCCGCCGGCGCCAAGACCACGGGACCGUCCGGCCCCGCCGCCCGGCCCGGAGCGGCCCAGGGCCGCAUCCUCAACGGCGUCCAGAAGCCCCUGUCCAACGGCCUGGCCAGGAAGACCAACGCCACCAACGCCGCCGCCCCCGAGAAGAAGAAGCUCCCCGCCACCGCCGCCGCCGCCCCUCCUAAAAGGCCUGCGGGACCGCCCGCCCCCGCCAGACCCCCGGCCAAGGCCGCCGACAGGAAGCCCGUCGGAGUGAACCGGCCCGCCACCGCCCCCGCCGCCGGGCCCGCCGGCACCAGGACCGCGACCGGAACCGCCCAGCCCCCCAGGAAAGCCCCCGCCGCGCCCAGCAAUGGGGUCAAAGCCAAGCCCAAAACCACCGUAGCUCCCAGGCCAGCCUCUGCAGCUCCCUCCAAACCCAGCACGGCUGCUCUGACCAAAACCGAUAGGCCGACUGUUCCCAAGGCAACCAGGCCUGCCACCGUUCCUCUGGCCUCUCGACCCGCCCCCACCACCACCACGACGGCAGCGGCGGCAAAGGCAGCCGCCACCUCCACCAAACCCUCCUCCUCCAGAGCAGGUGCCACAGCUCCCCCUGCUGGUCGCAGCGCAGCAGUGCCGCCCACCAAGACCGCAGCUCCUGCAAAGAAAGAUGUUAGCCGACCGACCGCAGCGGCGGCCAAGAAACCGGCGGCAGCAGCGGCAGCCCCCGCCCGGCCUUCACCGGCCCGACCCUCUAAACCCGAGGCUCCCAAAGCAGCCGCCGCCGCCGCCCGGCCCGACACGGCCGCUGCCGCCGCCAAGCGGCCGGCCGCCGGCGCCAAGGCCGCGGACGCCAAGCCCUCCCGGCCCAAGCCGCAGGACGCCAAGCCCACCGCCACGGCGGAAGUGAAGGCCAGCCCCCGCGCCGCCGCCGCCGGGCCCCGGCUCGGCCUCGCCAAGACGGCCACGCCCAGCCCCAGGAAGGCGGUGGGCAGCAGCACCCCGCUGGCGGUCAAGCGUGGGUCCAAGCCCACGCAGACGGUGCAGCCCCUCUCUGCCAGCGGGGAGCCCGCCAAGAAGACCCAGCCCCCCGCCGCCGCCGCCACUGCCACUGCCACCGCCGUGACCGCAGCUGCCGUCGCCACCACUGCCGUCGCCACCGCCGCCGCCAUCGCCAUGGUAGCGGCCGAACAACCGCCCCCCGCGGAGGCCCCGCAGCCUGCCGGGUCCCAGGGGGAGGAGCCGGAGGAGGCUCCGCCCUCUCUGUCUGUCGUGAGCGGAGUGGAGAGCGAGGCCGUGGGCCUUCCUGCCCAGCAGCCCCAGGCUCCGGCGGAAACUCCGGCGGCCAUUGUGGCUCCGCUGUCCCCUGCGUCCUCGCCCGCCGCUCCUGCGCCUUUGCCCCUGGAACCAGAGGGGCCGCCACCGUCUGUGGGAGCUCCACUGAGCCCGGGCGCCGACAGGCCGGAACAGGAAGUGGAAGACGGGCAGGAGGCGCUGGUUCCUGUGGCGGCAGUGGCGCUGGUGAGUCAGGCGGCUGAGCCGGAGGCGGCGGAGUCCGUUCCCAGCGAGCUCCACGCCGCCGCCGCCGCCGCGGCUCCCAGCUGCCUCCUCCCCGAGCGAGGGGAGGCCCUGGAAAAGGCCGACGAGGAAAUCAACGACGAUGAAGAGCUGGGGGAGGAAGAGCGGGAGGGCGUGAGCGGCACUCUGCCCGUGGAGCAGGCUCAGCCGGGUUCUGCAGGCCCGGCCGGGCCCGUGUGGCGGGGCGGGGCGCUGGCUGCGGAGCUGGAGGAGGCGAGCCACCAGGGGGCGUCAGAGCUGAGCGCUCCAGGUGUGCUGGAGAGCGCGGACCUCCUGGGCGAUGCCAGCCUGAAGGGAGCGUCUGCCAGCUCCCCCGACAAGGUGCCCGACACCCCCACCAACGAGGAGGACGAUGACGAAGACCCGGUGUGCGACAUGGAGGUGGGCUCGGAGCGGGCGGAGGACCCUCCCAGGGUACGGCACGAGGGCGAGGAUGAGGAGGAGGACGAAGACGUGGAGAUGGCCAGCGAGGGCGUGACCGAGAGCGGGCUGGAGAGCUACGGCAACGUGGACGAGGACGACUUCGCCGAGGACGAGCGCCUGGACAACCUGAACCGCGCCCCGCCCACGGCCCCGCCCCUAGCCCCGCCCCUGGCCCCGCCCGCCCCCUGGUCCCAGUGCAACCCAUUCGCCGACCCCUUCUCCCAGCUGCCUCAGCAAGCGGCCGACCUGCUGACCGGGCCCUCCGAGCCCUGGGCCCCGGACCCCGAAACGCCCACCCAGUCCCCCGCGCAGGCCUGGCUGGAGCUCAGCACCCCCGCCCUGGUCCCCGUCCCGCUAGCCCGGGACUCGGCCCGCCCCCUGGGGGCGCCCCCGGCGGGGGGCAUGUCGCAGUCCAGCACGCUGAGCGGGGCGGAGCUGGCGGCCCAGAGCAGCAGCAACACCAGCACGCCGGAGGAGCUGCGCCGGUACGGCAGCGGCUCGGAGGAGCUGGCCCCGCCCCCGCCGGCACAGGCCCCGCCCCCGCCGCCCCACGCGGCGCACGACCUGGCCGACGAGGAUGAGGAGGAGGAGGAAGAGGAGGCGGAGACCCUGCCGGCCGACGAGCUGCUGGGCGGCCCCUCCACGGCCCCGGAGUCGGCCACGUCGUCCCCCGCCUCCUCCUCCUCCUCCUCCUCGGCCGACGAGGCCAGCGACACGGAGGGCGAGAUGCAGAUCAGCGAGCCCGACGCGCGCGGCAUCGACAACAUGGCCUUCGACAGCCCGGCCGCCGCCCAGAGCCUGCCCGCCCUGGAGGAGCGCGAGGGCGAGGGCGAGGAGGAGGAGGGCGAGGGCGGCGGGGGCACCCCCCAGUCCGCCAACUCGGCGGCGUCCUACGGCUUCGACUGCACCACCUCCACCUCCACCUCCAACUCCAACGCCCACUCCAGCGCGGAGAGCUGCAGCAAGAGCCCGGGGAUCUUCUCCCUGGAGAACGAGGACCAGCUGCUGGAGGAGGCCAAGGACGCCCCGCUCAUCCAGGAGCUGGGCCCGCCCGCGGGGGGGGAGGCGCGCCCCCGCCCGGAGGAGGAGCAGCACUACAUGCUGUGCGGCAAGACGGGGGCGGAGCUUCCCGAGGGGGGGGCCCCGGCCCCGGAGCCCCUCCCCUUCUCCGCCCAGCUCGCCGGCGACGCCCCCGACGCCCAGGCCCCCUACUACUCGGCCAUUUGUGAAAAGACUGAUAACGUUCUGUCAGGUAACGUAUAGACCCGCCCGGUGAUAACGCCCCCCCCACCCCCACCACCACCAACCCCCCCCCCCCGCCCUGCGUCGCUGUUCAUUUCCUCUCCAGUUGGGAUAAAUGUCUUAGGAGGGAGGGCGAGAGGGAGAGAGGGAAAGUGAGAGAAAGUUGGAGGGAAGACGAUCAGCGCCGCUUCCCUCUGUGGCGAAACUAUUAUGAUCAUGAUUAUGAGUAUAUGGCUUAAACUCCUGUAUGUGCAAUAGCUACUACUAUUUACUUAUUAGAAUGGUUCUUUUUGUUUGUUUGUUUUGUUUGUUUUUUUUUCCUUUUUAAUUAACACUGCUUAUCCAAUUUGCCCUGAACUGGCACGGACUGACUGCUCUCUUGCGAUGAAGUUCUUAAAUGGAGGAGGAAAAGAAAAGAAAAAAAAAAAGAGGAAAAAAAACACGGAAAGGAAUGAACUCUCUCUACCCUUGUGUAUUUAUCCUGCUCUUUUUUACCGAACAAAUGUUAAUGAAUUUAUUUGUAUGUUUGUUUAUUUUCGUCUUCUCCCCCCCCCGCGUCGAGACGCCCGCCCCUCUUCACACUCCUCUCUCUCCUGCACUUUAGGGUUAGCACACCCUCUCUCUUUGUUCCCUUUUGACUCUUUACCGUUUUAGCUUUGAAUAAAGAUUAGAUAUUUAACAUGA